This is a messenger RNA of Penicillium paradoxum, 1821 nucleotides long. RefSeq names its product Homeodomain. The record is from RefSeq and is a predicted model, not a curated record. The transcript has a single exon. Gene Ontology annotation, molecular function: DNA binding. Gene Ontology annotation, biological process: regulation of DNA-templated transcription. Lineage: Eukaryota; Fungi; Ascomycota; Eurotiomycetes; Eurotiales; Aspergillaceae. The coding region runs from base 1 to 1821 and encodes 606 amino acids.
AUGAAUCCGCAGCCGCCUAGCGACCAUCCAUCAUGGCAGCCUUUGCCACUGCCCCUCGAGAGCAUAGAACUGGAGGCCAUGCUGGAUGCAACCGAGCUGGAUGCAAAUGAGCCCAAUCGAUGGAUACAAGAGGAAAAUACAUUAUACACUGACCAAGACUUUCUACCCUUCCCCUCAGACAUCGAGGAUCUGGAGUGGUCACAAUGGACACAUUCUGAGUCAGAUCCUGUACCAAUCUCAGCUGACGGACAUCUCCGGCCUCAAGAUCAUGAAGAACCGGGGACCCCAGGAAAUUUAUUAUUAGCCUCUGCUCCACCUCAAGUAGCAGGGCAUGUGGACCCCUUGCUUUCGCCGCUGAAUUUCACCAAUGUCUCGCAAUGGCUUGAUGGAGCGUAUCGUCCCCCAGUGUCCUGUAGUCACUGCCGCAGGCAUCGGCUGCAAUGCCUGAUCAUUCGUACUGCACCUGCAAAUCCAAACCCGAAGACGUCCUGCUCAAGCUGCGUCGCGCUUUUUCGGGAAUGCAGCUUAGCAAGGGGAGAGAAACGUCUGCCAUCAGGCUUUGAGACUUUCUCCCCGGUCCUAGGCCAUCUUCACGGUGUUCCGGAAGAUGGGAACCCAUUAUCUGCUGCCAAUGUUGAGAACAGUGACGAUCCAAAGGAAUCUAAGCAGUUUCUCAGAAAAGGCGCCAGAGUCCUCCGCGAGUGGUUUCAUCAGAACCAAGAACAUCCCUAUCCAACAGAAGCACAAAAGGCCCAGAUGGCCACCGAGACUGGCUUCUCGCAGAAACGCAUAUCAACUUGGUUUGCAAAUGCCCGACGCCGGCAAAAGCACAAGAUCCAAUCAGCGGGUCUCUCAUCAACAUCACGUACUCGCUCUGGGUCUCCGAUGGUCACCAGCACGUUGUCUUCUAUGACUCCCAUGGAGCGAUGGCAGGCUUCCCCGCCAGAAGAUGAACCAGUUCCAGAAGCGGCAAUUCAAAACGCCAUUGCAUCUGGUUCAUUGGAAUUAGACAACAGCAUGGAAUCAGACAACAGCAUAGACCCAUUCCUCUUUGAUGUUUCCACCAUGGAUUUCUUUAACUUCGAGGAGAGCUCGUCGCAUCUGGCAUCCUCUGUCUCGAGCAUUGGGAGCAAGGCAUCUGAGACAUCCGAUAGCGCCUCUUCAGCAUGGAGCUACCAUUCCUCAGGUGACAGGGGCAUUCCAUACCCAUCACUCCCCAAACCAAGUAAACCGAGACGCAUCCGCGGGCGGCAGCGAGCAGCAGAAGACCAUCAUUACCAAUGCACAUUCUGCACGCAAUCUUUCAAAAAGAAACACGAUUGGGCCCGUCAUGAGAAAAGCGUGCAUCUCACCCUUGACUCCUGGAUUUGCACCCCCAAUCCCAGCGACAUUCAGCAAGCGUUCGAACUACAGUCUUCCGAAUGUCCCUUCUGUGAUGUCCUAUUCCCAACACCCGCCCAUUGGGAAGAGCAUGAAUUCCAAGUUUGUGCUGAUAAGCCCGUUGGCGAGCGAUCAUUCAGUCGAAAGGACUAUCUAUGGCAGCACCUGCGAAAAUUCCACAGUUGCACGAAACUCCCCGUGCGUGACCUCGACCUCGAGGCCUGGCGUGGGUCGGGGGCUAAUGUCGAGAGCCGCUGUGGAUUUUGUGGAUGUUCCUUGUCUACCUGGUCAGCUCGGGCAGACCAUCUGGCAGGUCAUUUCAAGAAGGGAUCUCGAAUGGAUCAGUGGGAAGGGGACUGGGGUCUGGAUGCUGCCGCAUUGGCUGUUUUACGCAACGCGGUCUUACCAUCUCAGCGUAUCGUGAAUAGUAUCCCUACUUAA